ACAUGCGCUACUAGACUGUCCACUGGUGAAGCGCGCGCGCGCGAACAUAAUCAAAUUCGUAUGUGCGGCGUGCACGUAAGGCAGAUCGUGGCCGGGCGCUAUUUCCACUUUACGUUCUCACGAAAGUCUCCCACCAUUCAAGGAUAGUCCGGGGCAAAUCGGUAUGCUCAGUAAUUGUGAUUAGAUUCUGAUGGAGAAGGCAGUCUUUGAGUGUGUUCAUCUGUAAAUUCGACCAGCGUUUCAUUUUUGUCUUCGGUCCUGCGACGUACGACGGUUUCGGGCCCAGGAUCGGACAGGAGCACACAUGACAAUGGUCGCGGAGUGGAUUUCCUGCCUGGACAAACGGCCAUCGGAUCGAACAGGUGAGGACCUAGACAUCAUCUACUCGCGCCUGAAAGACGUGAAAGCCUUUGAGAAGAUCCAUCCACUCCUUCUGCAAGAGAUUUGUUGCUAUGGUUACUAUGAGGAUCUCGAGAAGGGUAUUACAUUAUUUCGACAAGGAGACAUUGGCACCAACUGGUAUGCUGUACUUUCGGGAACACUGGAUGUGAACGUCAGCGACAGAGAAAUUGGCAAUACAAAGGAGGCAGUCACAAUAUGCACGUUAGGCAUUGGCACGGCAUUUGGCGAAUCGGUCCUGAACGACUCACCGAGGCACGCCACAGUCAUCACCAGCGAGUUCUGCGAGCUACUCCGUGUGGAGCAGAAGGACUUCAAGAUGAUUUGGGAGAGGAAUCGGCAGUUGAUGGAAGGAAUCCUUGCUCCAAAUCCACUCUCUGUGCCUUCCAUUGUCAGCACAGCAGCGGCCAGUCAGCCGAAUCAGAGCAUUACCAAUCGAGGUAUCGGCAGUCACCACCAGUUGUACUCCCGAUCAGGAAGCAUGUCUGGUCCGGAUUCGUCAAAACGAACACAUGAGGGUGCGGCACCUAUUCAUCCAGCCCUUCCCAUUGUUAAGACCCCAUCAGAGCGGCUGAGCAGGGCGGGCUUCGUUCUGCGCACCAUUCUCCUGACCCGCUCCCCGCAGAUGAUCCGGGACCGCAAGUACCACCUGCGCACCUACCGGCGCUGCCUGGUGGGCUCAGAGAUGGUGGACUGGCUGAUCCAGCAGAGCCCCAUGACGCUGGUCCACUCACGCCAGCAGGCCGUGGGGAUGUGGCAGGCCCUCCUAGAGGAGGGCGUCAUCACGCACGUGUGUCGAGAGCACCCCUUUAAGGACAAAUAUUUAUUCUACCGUUUCCGCGACGAUGACAUGGGCAUCGGCAGCCAGCCCGGUAACGCCGAGAAGAAAGAGGCAGAGGAUGAGUUCCAAGACACGCUGGUCAUCUUGGCGCAGAUCGGCCCGGACGCCAUGAUGAGGAUGAUACUGCGAAAACCAGCCAUGGAACGGUCGGUGGAUGAUUUGGAGAUCAUAUAUGAGGAGUUGCUCCACAUCAAAGCGUUGGCACAUUUAUCGACAAUGGUCAAACGAGAGCUUGCAAGCGUGCUGGUGUUUGAGACGCACCAGAAAGCGGGAACAGUCUUAUUCAACCAGGGGGACGAGGGCAAGUCAUGGUACAUCAUCCUCAAGGGCUCAGUCAACGUGGUCAUCUACGGCAAGGGCGUGGUCUGCACGCUGCACGAGGGUGACGACUUCGGAAAGCUGGCGCUCGUCAACGAUUCACCGCGGGCGGCGUCGAUCGUGCUGCGGGAAGACAACUGUCACCUGCUGAGGGUGGACAAGGACGACUUCAACCGAUGUUUCUAGGAUGUGGAAGCCAACACAGUCAGGUUAAAGGAGCAUGGCCAAGACGUCCUAGUACUGGAAAAGAUCCCGACCAAUAGCGGCCAGCGACAGGACGGUGCACCCAUACAUUACAAGUAUUCCGUCAUGGCCGGCACCCCGGAGAAGAUGCUGGAGCACAUCCUGGAGACGAGGAUCGACAGCAAGCAAGAUGAGACGGACACGUUCCUGGAGGAUUUCCUCCUGACUCACAUUGUCUUCAUGUCCAGCAAACAGCUGUGUCCAGCCCUCCUCACACAUUAUCAUGCCGACAUCGUCCAGGCUACAGAACAAGAGACAAUAGAUUACAUUGUGAACAACAAGCGGCGUGUCAUUCGACUGGUCUGCCAGUGGAGCGUCAUUGCAGGCUCGGCAUUCCAGGAGGAUCCCGUCAUUACGUCUUUCGUCGAGACGUUAUUUUCGGCCAUCUGCGAUGACUGUCGCAUCUACAGCAGCCUGCAGGACGAGCUGGCCAACCUGGAACGAGUGUUCCACCUGGUGCGCAAGAUGGAAGAAGAGCAGGCCCACACCUGGCAGGUGCAGAGACAGAGUAUUAUGGGCUAUCCUGGUACCGAACUGUUCAGUAUCGCAAAAGGUUUAGGGGAAUUUCAUCGUUCAGAGGAUGACACUCCCAGACGGAGACCCAUCAAAGCGACUGACGAAAAUAUCUUCAAAGUGUACUGUGCAGACCACACGUACACCACAUUACGGGUACCAAUGAACACGACCGCCGGUGCUAUUGUCCGAUCAGUGUCCGAGAAAAUGUGCCUGGGGGAGGACCUGGUGCUGUGCGAGAUCAAAUCGACCGCGGAGCGCAUCUUGUUCAAGGAGAAUGACAUUUGUGUGACAGCCGGGUUGUCUCUGAACGGCAGAAUAUUUGUGUCACCGCGAGAACACCUGGAUGCCUUGACGCCGAUUCCUGAGCAGGAGGGCCCAUCGGACAGCACGUUUGCCAUGUUUGAGUUGAUGGGCUCGAAGGAGGUGGCGUACCAGAUGACGCUGUAUGACUGGGAGCUCUUCAACUGUGUUCAUGAGUUUGAGUUUGUCUACCACACCUUUGGCCGGCAGAAGUUUGGCCAGAUCACGGCCAACCUGGACCUGUUCCUGCGGCGGUUCAACGAGGUGCAGUUCUGGGUGGUGACGGAGCUCAGCCUGACCAACAAUGUCAGCAAGCGGGUCCAGCUACUGAGGAAGUUCAUCAAGAUAGCCGCAUAUUGCAAAGAGUACCAGAACAUGAACUCCUUCUUUGCGAUCGUCAUGGGAAUGAGUAACAUUGCCGUCUGCAGACUCACUCAAACGUGGGAGAAACUACCGAGCCGGUUCAAGAAGACAUACGCCGAGUUUGAGGCCACCAUGGACCCAUCUCGCAACCACCGCGUCUAUCGUCUCUCUGUCUCACAGAUGCAACCUCCCAUGAUUCCCUUCAUGCCUCUGGCCAUCAAGGACAUGGCCUUCACGCACGAGGGCAACAAGACCUACUUUGACGGCCUGGUCAACUUUGAGAAGAUGCACAUGAUUGCGUCGACAAUCCGCACCAUCAAAUAUUGCCGAAGCGAACCCUUCACUAUGGACCCACCACCUCCCGUCAAGAACAUCAGUGAAAUCAGAAAUUACGUCAGAAAUCUCCGGGUGAUAGACAACCAGCGAGUGCUGACGCAGCACUCCCACAAACUGGAGCCGCGCCGAACGUGACGCGGAGACCGCUCAACCACAGCGGUUCCCCUCAAACGACUUCAUCUGCCAAAGUAUCCCUUGACUGGCGUGAACACACGGCAUUAACCAGUGCACGUCAGAUCCUGCAGCAAUCCACAACAGAUAUCUGCCUCAAAGUAAGACAGACGAACUGUACAAAACCAAAAAACCUAAAAAAAAAAAUAAAGAUUGUACUGCUGCAUUCUUACAGGAAGUAUUUGUACAUUUUUGUAAGGUUGAAAUAUAUUUCAAACCUCUUAUGAAGAUUUGUAAUUAUUCGUAUUUUUUCACAAUUAUUUAAACAGUUUCUGUACAUACUAGGGUUUGUACAUAAUGCUUGUAUAAUUAUACUGAACUAUUUUGUGGUAGUGGCUUUCUUGGACGCCUAGCGUGUCUCUAACUCUUUUAAGUCACAGACUAGCGUAUGAUGUUCUUUGCAAUACUUGAAGUUGAAUUUGUGCAUCCUCCGAUGACUUUUCAUUGGCUUCACGACGGUGCACUGUGUCAGUGUUCACAUUUUGUGUUCCAUCAGGGUUUCCCGCGGUCCUGAAAAUUUCGGGGAAGGGGGGGGGAACAGUUGCCUUGGAAAGCCACGGAAAAGUCAAUGAAACUUGGAAAUUGGGUGUUAUGGAACCCUGUUUGUCAGAGGAAAAAAAAGUCAAGGAAAAACUCAUGGAAAUCAAGAUCAUGCAAGGGGUUUGUUUGAUGGCCAGCUUCUGAUGAAAUAACAAAGUAGGGAUAAGGCUAUCCGUGUCAGUCUGUGGUAUAGCCUCAUAUUUUUCCCACGCCCCAAGCAUAGUGCCUACGUUUCCUAUUGGAUUUUUGUUUGAAAGUCAAUGAACCACAUUGCUCCAAUUGUUAAAAUAUUCCUUGUAACAAUUGUAAAAAUAUAUUUGAACAAUGAGAGCAAUUGUUAAAAUAUUCCUGGCAGCUGAUCACACACACCAUCUUUGUGAACCAGAGUCUGUUUGUGUGUCUGGACUAUUGAUCAAGUCCUCAAGAAAAUCGCACAUCUGCGAACUAAGCCAAUCCCAAGGCAUUUGGUUUAAAGAUAGUUAACCAGUUCGGUAUUCCAACAGAGCGUGCCUGACCUGAAAUACGUCCGAGGCUGUGAGGGAACAACAGCACGCACAAUAGUCUGCCCUACCAGCGCAGCAAUAUACGCCGACUCACACACUUGCUUUGUUCCUGAAACGCCUUGUCUCUUGGAAAUUCCUUUUGGAAAUUUAGUUGUCACAGUUCCUCCGUGGAAGUAUCACAGCUUGCGACCUCACUUGGGACCAGAGGCAUAUGGUAAUAGACUCCUUGGGGCAUGCUGUGGGGGGAGGGGCGUCUUCCAGGGGGUGGAAGGGGGCACUGUCCUCAUUUGCCCUGCCCGACUCAGAUUUGGACUGAGCUGUCUUUUUUUUUUUCCAAAAUUGCGUAAAGGGGAUCAAGAUAUCAGCCUGCAUGGGUAUGAAAGUCAACAGCACUUGUCAAACUUUGCCUAUUCAGUACUUUACAAGCAGUAUGGUGUAUUUUUUACCUUCCUGUUAUGUUGGAUCACGAGUUAAUGGAGUUGUGAUGAACUGCUGAGGGCGCUGUUUGGUCCACACGGAAGAGCCCACCCCAGGCAUUUUGUGGCACUUGCUUAGGCGGGGAAGAAAUUACUUAUUCACGUGGUUACUGAAAAUCAGAAAAUAGGGGUCCAUAUAAACAAGCAAUAUACACGUGCAGGUAAGUUGCCAGAUGAAAUGUCAGUCUGCUGUAGAUUGGCACGCUUAUUACACACAUUUCGUGUAAAUUUGCACGAUAAAAUGUUUGUUUUGGCCGCUGCUCAUGGAGCCCGCACCUGAUCACGAAGCCAGCAAAGCUGUUUGGCAGAAAAUAGCAAAUCACACCAAAUUUACAAGCGUCAUAUUUAUUGUUACAAGCAAUAUUGACAUUACGUGAUUACAUUUUCAGCUACAUGCAGAAGGCAGCUUUGUGGUGUGAAGCACAUAGACUUAUGAUCCUUGAUGCGUGCACCAAUUAUGUAAGGAUGUUGGACAACCCUGUUUUGCAGCGUGAUUUUAGAAUGAGACUGACAAGCACAACUCUACGUAAUUUAUUCCUUACAACAAAUAAUUUGAUACCAUGGAAAUUUGUAAUUGUGUAUUUAACAUAGACUGCAUGGGUGCCAUGCAGUUAUCCUUGCAGAGUUUGAGACUGUUCACAGGUACUUGACGGUGCUUUUUUUAUAUCGAAACCCAGCACUCCAGUGUUAUUUGAUUCUAGAUUGUAGCGAGCGGUUUUUGUGGCAAGUUGCUUUGGUACACCAAGUGAUGUUGUCUGUCUUUCAUGUUUCUUCUUUGCAUUCUUCAUCAAGACAGAAAUUUACUUCUACUUGAGUCAUCUUUCCUCGCCAGAUGUUCAGAUGUUUCUUCAAAAUUUCACGAGCAAAGAUGUGAUUCGUGUUCUGCAGCUUCAUUUGUUGCCGUUUUAGUUUGCGAAAAAAUUCCCAUGGCAUCCCCAUGGACGGCUGCAGGGAGUUAGGGGCAAGAUCCCCAGUCCCCGAAAUCUACCCAGCCUCCCAAAUUUUGGAAUCAUGUUUUUCCUUUUCCCUCUUUUUUUAAACCAUGCAAUCAAGGGAGACUGCACAAAAAAAUCUUUGGAAAAAAAAUUAACUUUUGGAGACUAGUGACCAAACAGGUUCAAGUUAAGUCAUCAGGAAUUUUGAGGCUGACGUACUCCAAAAUCAGUUGUAAAAAACAUGUGUGGGAACCAUUCAGUUUUCACUACUGACUAUUUAAACUAUCCAAAAUUAUUUCAAGCCGAACUCAUAUUUUUUUCUUUCCAAAUACAAUGGAACAUGGAAUGAACUACAUGUUUGUGAAGUAUUUUCCAGCUUGAUAAAGUCGUUCAGGGUUUCCAUUUUUAGGGCCAAAAUCUGGAGGCUUUUUCAUUUCAUUGACUGUCGAGGAUGACUGGUUGUCCCCUACUCAUAGUGCGAGUGCAAUAAAGUCAUUCAAGCAUAGCAAUGCUUCAAAGGCGAUCAAAUUUGACUUCGACUCCUAAUCAGAUGCUGUCUUUUGGUAUGGGGGAAAAAAAACAGGGAAGUUACUGGCAAGAACUUUUUGACUGUUUCUUGUCAACGUGUUCUCGCUGAUAUUUGCAUAUGCCACCACUGUUUCCUAUGAUACACGUGUAUACACCUUUGGUUGAAUCAUACAGCCAGCGGGCGUCUGGUUUUUGGUGCAGUUUCUCACACGCGAGCCGUGGUGGAACUCUUCCAUGUCAUUUAUGGGUGCUGAAUAAUAUUUGUUGUAUGAUUUCGUAGAGUGAAGAUCGGUUAUAUUUUAUCAGUUCAGAUAUUUUAAUUCAAUUAUAUUGAAAUCCUAUUUUACCAGUUGAUCUAUUGUGUAACACAUUUUGUUCAGCAGUACAGCUGCUAUCUUGCGUUAUAAUAUACUGCAUUUCAGUGCAAUGUA
Molecule: messenger RNA, 6900 nt
Organism: Acanthaster planci (crown-of-thorns starfish)
Lineage: Eukaryota; Metazoa; Echinodermata; Asteroidea; Valvatida; Acanthasteridae
Gene: rapgef4
Product: Rap guanine nucleotide exchange factor 4
Biological process (GO): Ras protein signal transduction
Cellular component (GO): plasma membrane
Molecular function (GO): guanyl-nucleotide exchange factor activity
Source: RefSeq, a predicted model, not a curated record